AUGACGUCUGCAUUUAACUAGAGAUCGAAGAGAUUUUUCAGUAAAGGUUCAAAACUCUGUGACCCCCCGCUUUCAAUAGUAAUUUUGUUGUGUGAAAUAUACAGGUAUCAUUUCGAUAUCAGCAUUACACAAUGCAUUCCGACGAACCAGAAACGCCUGCGACGCAGCGGCUAACGAACGAUGAUUUCCGUAAACUUUUGAUGACACCGAGGGCACCAGCCGGAGCAGGACAAGCAGUGGGAUCAAUCCGUGAUGCAAUGGCCAGCAAAAAUUCGGGGUCUGCGGUACCUCAAGCUGGCUCAUCAGCAUCUGCCUCAUCUUCCAGUAUCAAAACACCAUCAUCGGAACGGAAUGAAGCUCGUCGCAAAAAGAAAAACUUCUACGCACAACUCAAAAAACAAGAAGACAACAAACUUGCAGAAUUGGCCGAGAAAUACCGUGACCGUGCACGUGAAAGGCGUGACGGUGCAAAUCCUGAUUACCAGAACCUUGAUUCCUCUAGCACAACCAGCGCCUAUCGCGCGGUUGCUCCGGAUGCCAAAUCGGGCCUCGACGCUGCCGAGCGUCGUCGUCAACAGAUUCAAGAGUCCAAGUUUUUGGGAGGUGACAUGGAGCACACCCAUUUGGUUAAGGGUUUGGAUUAUGCGCUGCUUCAAAAAGUCCGUAGUGAAAUCGUUGCCAAAGAGCAGGAGCAGGAGGAAGAAUUGGAAAAGUUGGUCGACAUCGAAGCAACCGCUACUUUGCCCAAUUCAGCUCAACGCUCCGUGGCAGCUGGCUUACUUACAGAAAAGGAUUCAGUCAAUUCCGAAGAGAUAGAGUUCCAUACCGUGCUGGGACAAAACAUUUUUCGCUUUUUGGAAAAGCAACGUUCACGAGUGAUCGAACGUAAUGAAAUGUUUGCCCCUGGCCGAAUGGCCUACCACAUCGAACUGGAGGAUGAAAAUGCCGAUACCGAUAUUCCGACGACUGUAAUUCGUUCUAAAGCGGAAGUGCCACUCGAUAUAUGCGAUACCCAAACCCUCACCAUAAACGAUAUUGUAAUAAACAAAUUGGCGCAAAUUCUCUCCUACCUGCGGCAGGGAGGUCGAGGCAAAAAAAAUAAACGUCGGGAUAAAGAUAAGCCACUUUUUAAAAUUCCUGGAGAUUCAGGAAGCAAAGAGAUAGACGAGUCAAUCUAUGGAAACAUUGGAGAUUACCGUCCCAGUCGACGCUACGAGGACGUAGGUACGUCCUCUAAAUUAGAAGACAGACAUAAUUACUUUGGUAAGGGCGAUGGCGAAAGUGCGGUGGAUCAUGAAGCAUCGUUAUCAGCGAUUCCAGCACCACCGAAGCUAUCAACACAGCUCAUCACUAAGUUAACAGCCGAACCGGAAGGAUACGCUGAAUGCUAUCCGGGAUUGCAGGAGAUGAAUGAUGCGAUCGAUGAUUCCGAUGAUGAAGUGGACUACACUAAGAUGGAUCUCGGCAACAAGAAAGGUCCAAUCGGUCGUUGGGACUUUGACACUCAGGAGGAAUAUUCCGAAUACAUGAGCAGCAAGGAGGCACUCCCAAAAGCCGCUUUCCAGUACGGCGUGAAAAUGCAGGAUGGACGUAAAACACGCAAACAUAAAACGGAAAAGAACGAGAAAGCCGAGCUCGACCGUGAAUGGCAACAGAUUCAAAACAUUAUUCAGAAACGAAAAGCUAAAACGGUCAACGAUGACGUUGAGAUUAAAAAGAGCAAGUACUAAUUUAUUUUUCACUAGCUGCCCCGACAGACUUCGUACUGUCUUUGAUCGGUCGUGGGUUUAUCGUAAACAGGAACUUUAAAAUUUUAGUAGAUAUAAUUUUAUCUAUUCCAUAAUUUGGUAGUAUUCGAUUUAUCAAUGAACCAAAUGAAUAGCUAGGUCCGUUAGUGAUGUUGGAAAUAGAGAUGCGACGUGCUUGUAAAUAUGAGCUGGAAAGUUAACAUGAUGUUUGAGUUUUAAGGCUUUGCCUUUCGGGCUAAAUGACAUCAUUUGGAACAACGAAUUAUAU
Molecule: messenger RNA, 2016 nt
Organism: Anopheles darlingi
Lineage: Eukaryota; Metazoa; Arthropoda; Insecta; Diptera; Culicidae
Gene: beag
Product: protein Red
Exons: 1
Coding region: 132-1730 (532 amino acids)
Biological process (GO): mRNA splicing, via spliceosome
Cellular component (GO): nucleus
Source: RefSeq, a predicted model, not a curated record